UCCAGGCCAAAGAAAAAAAAAAUAUAUGUAUUGCAUAUCCUUGGAAACUUUCUCAGCUUUGGUUGGUGAUUAAUUGGGUGGGCUUCACGUGUGUGCUACGGAAGAUGGGAUGAGAGAGAUGGAUUAUAUGAAACAAGCAGGUGCUCGUGUUACUGUUACGCCGCCGAUGAUGGCCGAUUAUAAUCACAGCGUAAACAUCAUCUGCGAGGAAUCCGUACAGUACUCCAUCGUGAGCCACCUCGCCGCAGCUUUACGACGGGAAGGCAUAUCAGUGUUCGUGGAUUCAUGCAAAUUGCAGGAAACAAAGUCCUUCUCAUCUGUUGAACAGAAUGAAGCGGUCACAGAUGGGGCAAACCCUAGGGUUUCUGUGGUAGUUAUUUCAAACAUGGUUGAGUUAUACGAUCCUUGGGUUGUCAAGUUCAUAAAAGUUAUCAGGCGUCGGAGGAACAGCGGCCACGUGGUGGUUCCAGUGUUCUACGGCGUCGAUCCAUUGACCCGAGUUUACGGGUGGGCCAAUAGACGCCUCGAGGCCGAAAAAUUAACAACCCACCAAUCAAGGAUCUCAAGCAAUAGGAUACUCACCGACUCCGAACUAGUGGAAGAGAUCGUCAGAGAUGUUUAUGGGAAGCUAAAUCCUGCAGAACGAGUAGGAAUUUACUCGAGGCUACUAGAGAUCGAAAACUUGCUUUACAAGCAACCAUGGGACAUCCGACGCAUAGGAAUUUGGGGUAUGCCUGGCAUAGGCAAGACGACCCUUGCAAAAGCAGUCGUUGACCACGUGUCCACAGAUUAUGAUGCUUGUUGCUUCAUCGAAAACUUUGAUGAAGCGUUUCAUAAGGAGGGACUUCACCAUUUGUUCGAAGAAAGAAUUGGAAUCAUUCUAAAGGAAGAGUUUGAGAUUAAGAGUUCGUAUAUUAUGACACCAAGCCUCUAUAGGGAUAAACUAAGCGAUAAAAAAAUUCUAGUUGUUCUAGAUGAUGUGCGCGAUUCUCUGGCUGCAGAGACCUUCCUUAGAAGGCUUGAUUGGUUUGGUCCCGGAAGUCUGAUAAUCAUAACCUCCAUAGACAAACAGGUUUUUUCCUUUUGUCGUAUCAAUCAAGUAUAUGAAGUUCAAGGUUUGAAUGGGCACGAGGCUCUGCAGCUAUUCUCCCAGAACGCGUUUGGAAAAAAUGUUCCGGAGCAGAAUGACAGGGAAUUGGCAAUGAAAGUGAUCGAAUAUGUUAAUGGAAACCCGUUAGCUCUAAGUAUAUAUGGCCGAGAGCUAACGGGGAAGAAGUCAGAGAUGGAGGCCGCAUUCUUCGAGCUCAAGAAAUGUCCUCCCCAAAAGAUUCAAGAUGUGCUUAAAAACGUCUAUACUGCACUUGGCGACAACGAGAAAAACAUUUUGUUGGACAUUGCUUGUUUUUUCAGUGGAGAAAAUGUCAACCAUGUGGUGCAACUGCUUGAGGGAUGUAGCUACUUUCCACGUGUUGGAAUAGAUGUUCUUGUGGAUAAGUGUUUGCUAACUAUUUCAGAAAACAAAGUGCUAAUGAGUAAUCUGAUCCAAGACAUCUGCCUUGAAAUCUUCAAUGGAGACAUAGAGAGCUGCACCAGACUGUGGGAAUCUUCCAACAUCAGAUAUCUACUAGAAGAUGAUGGACUUGAAGCAAAUGGAGGAUCCAGAGAAACGCCUAAAUGUGAUUUGGUCACUGAAGACAUCGAAAGCAUAUAUUUGGACACAUCGAACAUGAAAUUUGAUGUCAAACAUGACGCCUUCAAGAACAUGUAUAAUCUUAGAUUUCUGAAGAUAUACAGUUCCGACUCUAAAUAUGUUCGUCGACUCAGCUUCCCCAAGGGCCUCGAUUCUCUGCCUUGUGAGCUAAGGCUCCUCCACUGGGAGAACUAUCCAUUGCAAUCCUUGCCUCAAGAUUUUGGCUUUCAGAAACUUAUUGAACUCCAUUUGCCUUACAGUCAGCUUCAGAAACUCGGGACAAGAACCAAGAAUCUCAAGAUGCUGAAGAGGAUCAUGGUUCCUCAUUCCCAACAUCUAGUCGAAUGCGACAUACUUCUAUAUGCUAAAAACAUCGAGAUAAUUGAUCUCCAAGGUUGUACAAGAUUGCAGAGUUUUCCAGACACGAAUGAAUUAGAACAUCUCCGAGUUGUAAAUCUCUCAGGUUGCACAGAGAUCAAAAGUUUCCAAGGAGCUCCACCAAAUAUGGAAGAGUUACAUCUCCAAGGAACUCGUAUAAGGGAAAUACCAAUAUCCAAUGUGAGCCACUCCCCCAAAGUUAAGCUGGACCGGAGAAAGCUUUUGAAUCUUCUAGAAAACUUCCAGGAUGAAGAUCAUAUCGAUUUGGAGAGCGUAACGAAUCUGGUUAAAGUUGGCUCAUCAUAUAAACAAGGUUUUAGCAAGCUUGUCCUCUUGAAUAUGAAAGAUUGUUCUCAUUUGCGAAGUCUUCCUGACAUGGUCAGUCUAGAAUCUCUGCAAGUUCUUCAUCUGUCUGGAUGCUCAGAGCUUGAGGAAAUUAAAGGUUUCCCUAGAAACAUGAGAAAGCUAUAUCUUGGGGGCAUCGCCAUACGAGAAGUGCCACAGCUUCCCCAAAGUCUUGAAUUCUUGAAUGCUCAUGGUUGCAAGCAUCUCAAGUUGAUUCGUUUGGAUUUUGUGCGGAUUCCUAGGCACUACACUUUUAGUAAUUGUUUUAAUCUAUCUUCAGAAGUGAUCUCUGGAUUUUUAGAGAAAGGUUUGACUAGAGUAGCAAUGUUAACAAGGGAACAACAACAACAACAACAGGAACUCCUCAAAACAGCCGCAGUCAACAUAUGUAUUCCUGCAGACGCACGUCAGAAAUCCUCAUUUUGUUUGGGAGCAGGUCCAAAUGUAAUGAUAGAGCUAGCUCCUUGCACACGAAAUGCUCUCUCAGGCUUCGCCAUGUCAGUUGUGGUGUCAUUCCGAGAUGAUUACCACAAUACUGUAGGUCUCGGCAUUAGGUGUAUAUGCACAUGGACGACCAGGAACGGCCACUCGGAUCAAAUAGAGAGAGUAUUUCAGUGUUGGGCUCCAACGGAAGCUCCAAGAGUUGAAUGGGAUCACAUAUUUGUCUUUUAUGAUACAGAAAUGCAUCUACGUGAAGGAAACGUUUCUGAUAUACCAGAUGACGAAAUCAGAUUUGAGUUCCACACAGUGAGUGGGGAAAACAAGCUUUUAGGUGCUCAUUGCAUGGUGACAGAAUGUGAUGUCCAGAUAAUUACGGCACCAACGGGUGAUACAAGCGUCACUAGAGAAAGCCAUGAAGCUAAUAUAAUUAGUGUUGUUGAGGAGUCAGAGGCCAAGAGUAUAAGUGUUGUUGAAGAGGAUACUCUUCCUAAUUUGCCCCGAGAAGAGCCAGACGCAAAGAGUCUUUCUCUUUCGUCCAGCGAACCACAAAAGCUUCCUAGUAAGGUAGGAUCUAAGGGUUGGAAAUGGAUAAAUUGUUUUCCCCUGGUGUCGUCUACGCCGCCCAAAAAGUUGCCAAUCGGACAACCGGCAAGAAAAAGCACCACAAAGGAGUGGUCCAAAGAUAUAGCACUCUACCUUGUCUUGCCGUUUCUUUGUAACAAAGAUAUAGCACUCUACUACGACGAAGAAAAGGCUAUUAAGAAAGAUGGACCAUUGUACCGCCAUGUCAAAUGAGACGAAUAAGAGUUCUUACUAAUUUCUUAUACAAAUUAUUCAGACCGGUUUAUUA
Messenger RNA from Eutrema salsugineum, 3704 nucleotides. RefSeq names its product protein DA1-related 4. Lineage: Eukaryota; Viridiplantae; Streptophyta; Magnoliopsida; Brassicales; Brassicaceae. Bases 110 to 3649 code for a protein of 1179 amino acids. Gene Ontology annotation, biological process: signal transduction; defense response. The transcript has 5 exons. The record is from RefSeq and is a predicted model, not a curated record. Gene Ontology annotation, molecular function: ADP binding.